This is a messenger RNA of Electrophorus electricus (electric eel), 7153 nucleotides long. RefSeq names its product platelet-derived growth factor receptor, alpha polypeptide (gene pdgfra). The record is from RefSeq and is a predicted model, not a curated record. NCBI's taxonomy places the organism in Eukaryota, Metazoa, Chordata, Actinopteri, Gymnotiformes, Gymnotidae. Gene Ontology annotation, cellular component: signaling receptor complex; plasma membrane. Gene Ontology annotation, molecular function: ATP binding; platelet-derived growth factor binding; platelet-derived growth factor alpha-receptor activity. Gene Ontology annotation, biological process: positive regulation of kinase activity; protein phosphorylation; multicellular organism development.
GUUCUUUGGGAAGGAUGGACUGUAACAUUGAAUCAAUUACAGCUCGCUGUGGUGCAGGCGCAUUUGUGCGAGCGUCCGUGGAGCGGGACGGAGGGAUGCACGCAUGCUAGCUCUCAGAAGCGGACCGUCGCUCAGACAGGAUUAGGACCUCCACAAAAGUGAGGACCCUUGCCAGCGCGCACUGGAGUAUUUUAUAGGAGUUUGGCCAUCCACUUUACGUUUUCUUUACGGAGGAAAAACCAAAGGGAUUUUUAAAAGCUGAAUACGACUUAAGCAACCAUGGAGACCGUGCAAACGCAUCUCCUUCUCGGGGCUGUGCUGGUCAGCAUGCUGUCAGAGGUUUGGAGAGUCGCGUGCGCACUCCCUCCACCGACCAUCGUUUCCAACCAAGAAGAGUUCGUGCUCGAGCCGCACUCCGGUUUUAACGUCAGCUGCACGGGGAAGAAAAACGUGGUCUGGGAAGAGCCGUUACCGAGCAAUGCCCACGUCCUCCCGGGAUUCUACACCGCGACCCUGCUGAUAAACGACGCGGCGGUCCACCACACGGGACACUACACGUGCGUUUACGAGAGCACGGGCGGUGUGCGCGAUGACAACGAUAACAACUCUGCCAGUAUCUAUAUUUUCGUCCCAGAUCCUCAAGUGCCGUUUGUGCCCGAGGACCCAAAGAGCGCGCACCCAUUGAGCAUUCCCUGUCGCGUGACGGACCCCCUGGCAAGCGUGGUUCUCCGCAGCCUGCCGCGUGGAGACGAGCUCAGCGCUCUCUACGACAACAAGCACGGCUUCCUCGGCAUGUUCGCCCCCGGGCGCUACGUGUGCGAGACCGUCGUGGGCGGCAGGACGGUCCGGAGUGUGGAGUACACCGUGGACGAGGAGCCGGAUAUGUAUGAAGCGAUGGAUUUCAGUGUUGAACUCCAAGCCAGUCAUAAGGAGGUGAAGGAAGGAGAACCGUUCAACAUCACCUGUGAGGUUCCCACUGGUGCCCCCUACCUGCAGCAGUGGGUGCACCUCAGCAAGCAGGCUGUAGGUGCUGUUCAGAUGAAGCAGACCUUUCCUGAUAAGGUUCUGUACGUACUUAGUAUCCCACAGGCCUCUCUGGCCGACUCCGGCUUCUACGAGUGCUCUGUCACUGAGCAGCACAGUGGCACGACCCGGACCUCCCACGUGACUGUCUCAGUCCACCAGAGCUCUGUGGUGGUGCUGGACCCCAGUGGGAUCGGACCGCUGGAGACGGCCACUCUCCUACAGGAGACCGAGUUCACCAUCUACAUCCAUUCCAACAUUCCUCCAAAGGUCACGUGGUUCAAGGAUGACCAUGCGCUGGAGGGCCCUCUGGUCACCACCAGGACCACUCUGCUAGACGACAAGAGGUACGAGAGUGUUUUGGUGCUGAGUCACCCUGCGGAAGAUGACUGUGGGACAUAUAAGAUUGUAGCACAGGCCGGCUCCCACACCGCUGAGUUCUCCUUCAUGCUCCAUGUCCAAGCCACAGAUCUGCUGCUGGCCCACUCUUUGCGGGCUCCGGUUAUCUGGCCCAAUCUGGACACCAUGGUGGUGUCCCUGCACUCUACCUUCAGACUUAUAUGUCAUGGUCAGGCAGAACUCAUGUGGGACAGCCCCGUGGUCCUGGACAAGCAGAUGCUCAGCCAAAAGCAAGGCCUCUACAUCUCCACGAUGACCGUGGACAACGCAACAGCAGCACACACAGGGGAGUACAUCUGUGAAUACCACCACAGGAACCAGACUGAUGAGAGCAGCAUCUACGUCUAUGUCCCAGACCCGGACAUGCCAUUCGUUCCCCCGGUGAUACCUUUUGCGAAUCACGUGCUGACCAAUCUGGAUGAGAUGGAGGUGCCGUGUCGCGUGUCUGACCCAAGCACCAACGUCACGCUGGUCCAUGUGGAGGCGGGGCAGGUGGUCCCGGCCCUCUACGACAGCAGGAGGGGCUUCCUUGGCCUCUUCACCGCUGGCACGUACGUGUGCCGCACUCUCAUCGGUGGCCAGGUGCACGACAGCGAGGAGUACAUCGUCCACGGCUGGACUGGAGGUUCGGGGCUGCGUGUGGAGCUAAACACAGACAGGAAGGCUCUGCUGCUGGGGGAGACCCUCACCGUGAGCUGUGUGGCCAAGGGCAGUGAGAUGCUGGAAGACCACUGGAAAUACCCCGGCAAACUGGUUGGCCGGGGAACAAAGACUGUGAAGGAAAAUAAGAGAGACGAAGAGAUUUUGUACACCCUGACCGUGUCCAAUGCCACUACUAAGGACAGCGGUGUGUACACCUGCUCCAUCACAGACAUCAUGAGCAGUGAGACUCAAACCAAGGAGCUUAGCAUCACCGUCUACGAGAUGGAGUUCGUGUCCGUGGUUCCCAUGUUUGUCGCCAUGGAGACGGCCAAACUGGACGAUGUGCGUGAGUUCUGCGUGGACAUUGAGGCACUUCCAGCCCCAGAGGUCACGUGGCUAAAGGACGGCAUCGUCCUGGGCGACGUCUCGGCGGAGAUCGCCACCUCCACACGGGCGAUCAGCGAGACCAGGUACCAGAGCAUUCUGACUCUCAUCAGGGCUAAGGCUGAGGACAGUGGUAACUACACCGUGCGAGCUGAACUUGGCAACCUGAGCGUCAGCCACUCCUUCACCCUACAGGUCAAAGUUCCUCCGGCGAUCGUGGACCUGAUGGACCUCCACCACGGCUCUGCGACAGGCCAGGCUGUGGUGUGUAUUGCUGGAGGCUCCCCCAUCCCAGAGGUGGAGUGGUACAUCUGCACAAACAUCAAACACUGUGCCAAUGACUCGACCCAGUGGUCACCUCUGCAGACCAACACCACAGGGGUCACAGUGGACACACAUGUGGACCAGAACAAGCAGCUGGAGAGUCAGGUCAUCUUCGGUCAUUUGGAGAACACGCUGGCCGUGCGCUGCCUGGCCCGCAACGACAUGGCCGCCGUCACGCGGGAGAUCAAGCUGGUGUCCACCGGUCCUCACUCUGAGCUCACGGUGGCGGCUGCAGUUCUGGUUCUCUUGGUCAUUGUCAUCAUCUCACUCAUUGUGCUGCUCAUUAUCUGGAAACAGAAGCCUCGCUAUGAGAUCAGGUGGCGGGUCAUCGAGUCGGUCAGUCCAGACGGGCACGAAUACAUUUAUGUGGAUCCUAUGCAGCUUCCUUAUGACUCGCGUUGGGAGUUCCCACGCGAUGGCCUUGUCCUGGGCCGUGUUCUGGGUUCGGGGGCCUUUGGAAAGGUGGUGGAGGGCACCGCAUAUGGUCUGAGUCGUUCUCAGCAAGUCAUGAAGGUGGCAGUGAAGAUGCUCAAACCGACAGCACGUUCCAGUGAGAAGCAGGCGCUGAUGUCUGAGCUGAAAAUCAUGACUCAUCUGGGCCCGCACCUCAACAUCGUCAACCUGCUGGGAGCGUGCACCAAAUCAGGUCCUAUCUACAUCAUCACUGAGUACUGUUUCUAUGGAGACCUGGUGAACUACUUACAUAAGAACAGAGAUGGCUUCCUGAGCAGACACCCAGAGAAGACCAAGAAAGACCUGGACAUCUUCGGGAUCAACCCCGCAGACGAGAACAGCAGGAGCUAUGUGAUCCUGUCCUUUGAGGAGAAGGGUGACUACAUGGACAUGAAGCAAGCAGACACCAUGCAGUAUGUCCCCAUGCUGGAGAGAACCAACACAGCAAAGUACUCUCAUCUCCGUGGAGACGACUAUGACCACCCUCCCUCUCACAAGCACGGCAGCGAGAUUGAGGUGGAGAAGCUUCUCUCCAAUGACUCUGAGGGUCUGACCACGAUGGAUCUUCUUAGCUUCACCUAUCAGGUGGCCAGAGGGAUGGAGUUCUUAGCCUCUAAAAAUUGCGUGCAUAGAGACCUGGCAGCACGUAAUGUGUUGCUGUCCCAGGGAAGAAUUGUGAAGAUCUGUGACUUUGGGCUGGCCAGGGACAUCAUGCAUGACAACAAUUAUGUAUCCAAAGGAAGUACCUUCUUACCGGUGAAGUGGAUGGCCCCUGAGAGCAUCUUUGAUAACCUCUACACCACCCUGAGCGACGUCUGGUCUUACGGCAUCUUACUGUGGGAGAUCUUCUCCCUUGGAGGGACUCCUUAUCCCGGCAUGCUUGUGGACUCCAGCUUCUACAAUAAAAUCAAGAGUGGCUACAGGAUGGCCAAACCGGAGCAUGCAACCAAUGACGUUUAUGAGCUGAUGGUGAAGUGCUGGAACAACGAGCCAGAGAAGAGGCCAUCCUUCUGGAGCCUGAGUGAGACCGUGGUCUCCCUGCUGCCUUCCGCUUACAAGAGGAACUAUGAACGCGUGAACAAUGACUUCCUGAAGAGCGACCACCCGGCGGUAACACGGGUCCAGUGUGUGCAGAACGACAACGCCUACCUGGGCGUGGCUUAUAAGAACCAGGGCAAGCUACGGGAGCGUGAGAGCGGAUUGGACGAGCAGAGACUGAGCUCUGACAGUGGCUACAUCAUCCCACUGCCCGACCUCGACCCGCUCUCCGACCAGGAGUACACCAAGAGGAACCGCCACAGCUCCCAGACGUCUGAGGAGAGUGCUAUAGAGACAGGGUCCAGCAGCUCCACUCUACCCAAGCGGGAAGGAGAGACACUUGAAGAUGUCACUCUGUUGGACGAGAUGUGCCUGGACUCGGGGGACCUGGUGGAGGACAGCUUCCUGUGAGAGGUGGAGCAAGACACAGAGACAGAAAAGGAGGGAGGGAGGCAGAGACAAAGAGAUGGAGAGAGAGAGAGAGAGAGAGAGAGAGGGAGAGAAAGACACUCUGUUCUCUAAAAACAACCUUCCUAAAGGAGCUGAAGAAAGUUGGAGAAAAAUUCAGACAUCAACGUUAAACCACCUCCAGACGACCUCUCUCAUCCGUCUUCCUCUUCUCCAAACUCCUCCUCCCCAGACCUGUUCAUCGCCCCACAAACCCCUGAGAAUAACCACUUCACUGCCUGGAUGUCCUGUGAGGUUCUUGUCGGUCGGCUUGUGGUUACACACAGUGCCCUCUACUGGGGUGGAGGAUAGCCCGGUAAAAUGCUGUUCUGUGUGCAAACACGCAAAAGUCUGACUCAGUGAGUGUUUCUGUGGAACCGACCGGCGUUCUGAUUUUCAACCUGCCUCUCAGGCAACUGAGACUUAAGAGGAAACAAGAUGGAGAAGGUUUCUGUUUCCAUGUGUAUUGAUGUUUUUAUUGUAUAGGACUUUAUCUUGGGCAUUUUUAACAGCUGAAUAAGCAGGAAUCAAUCAAAGAUCUGAUGUAUCAAAGACACUAUCAAACUCCACAACUGGUUACUUUCCUGAUUGGUCAGUCCAAGCUUCCAAGUACCACUACAAAAUGUUUAAUAAAUAUAUCUUACAAGGGCAGGUGACUGGACAAACAUGGACUGUUGCCUCUGUUCAAGUCCAUUGUGCUUUGUUCUCUCAAGAACAGCACAUCAAAAGAAAAGCACAAACUCUGAACUACAUGCGUAUACCAUUCCUGGUCCUUAUCAGUGUAUUGUCAGUGACUCCAUAAGUGCAUCCAUUUGAAUUUUAUUUUUUUAAUUUUUCCACAAGUAUAAAUGUGUACUAUAAUUUGUGAAUAUGGGUAAGGGAAGGGGAAAUUUUAUGGUCCUAAAUGAAGAAGACAGCAAUAAUGUUUUUGACUUGUGGGUCGCAUGCACCUUUGUGGCUUUAACCAUUGAAAAAAACAACAACAAACAAACCAUGAUACCAUUCCAAUUGUGACACAUCGCUAAGCCCAACCAAAGCUGGAACAGGUUGUACCUGUAUCAAGGUGACAGCCAGCAUGAUCGUCAAGGUUUCAGAUGUGUUUCCAGUGUGCACAGGAAGGUUUGACCCCGCGACCGGAGUGAUGACGCGGGCAGGCAACCAUUCCCACGACUUUAACGUCGUUAAUUCCCAGUCAUAUGAGGACAAUAAGCUGGAAUGUUUUGAUGCUGUAUGCGACAUUGUAACAUAUUCAUCUAUUCAUUCAUUUCUUUUUUGAAUAAUCUGAACCAAAUGAAAUAUAUUGGCAGGUUUAGAUGAUGUAUGCAAUGUUGUCCUUUAAUGUCGAAUAAGUCUUUCUUCUAGAGCUUAGGACCUGUGCAACAGUGAAACCAGGAAUGCUGUGAAUACACAGAGGGAUGGAGGGGUUCUAAAAAAGCACAGAGCACACUGACAUGCACCAGACCAGCAGGACCAGCAUGGUGAUUGCUAGUCAUUCAAGGGAAGGAGGGAAACCCCAGCCUGUCUGUGUUCUGGCUCUGUUCUGGCUCUGAUCUGGUUCUGUUCUAGUUCUUAUCUGGCUCUGUUCUGGUGCCUGAGCACCUCUGAUCCAACCAAUGAUUACUUAUUUCUGAUGUGCUCAAGUACUGCAAAAAAUCUAGACUGGUGGGGGACCAAAUUGGGAACAUGCUCUAGAAAAGUAGAGAACCAAACCUAGACACCUGUUUGUUUAUGAUUGCCAUGACAACCAGAAAAGGUAGCCAUUUCGGAGCAGAUCUGAUAUAAAACAUUUCUCUUGUCUCCAGUGUUUAAUGACUUCACCUUUAUCUGCUGCUGUGAGGGACUUUGUUGUGUUUAUUUGAUGCUCGUCCUUGUGUUUGAUGUGCGGUAGACAUUAGACCAGAGCUUUCACUGUGGAAGGAUUUGGUUUAAAGCCAAGCCUACUUAUAUGUCACCUGUGUCUUGGACUGUAGUCCUGAAGCAUCGUGGGAGAUUUCCUGUGUUACUGGUUUGAUGUUAUACAUCACUGCGUAGUAAAAGGCUUCUCAGUGUUUUUCCAUCCAGCGUUAUCACUGCCUGCCAUAGAGUCUGUAUCCUCCACGGCGAUCUACUCUAUGGACAUAAUGAAAAAGAAGAAAAAAAAAACAUUGCACUUUGUAGAUCUUUUCCUGCUUCUGUCGUUUUAUGUUUGUCUUGAUGGUGUCUGUGAUAAAAGAAACAGUUUUAAGAGUUUUAUUUGCAUCCAUUUCAAAAGUCAGUAGACCGAGUGUUUUUGCAGAAAGAGACUGAGAACUGAAAGGUAUGAAUUAUAUUCCAUGGUACAGUAUGUGUAAUUAUAGAUAGUUACUCACAAUACCAGAUGUUAUCCACCUGCUUUAUUAUGCAUUAUGACUAUGUACAUUCAGAUGAUUUAUAUUUCAAUAAAUGAGAUUUAAUAAUGAGAUUA